CAUUAGGGUGUUAUUGUUAAGAGCCCCCCGAGUGGGGCCAGAGUCAGACCCAUACCAUCAGGUUUUCUUAAAUCAUGGUUUGGAAGCAGCCUCAAUCCCAGUACUGAGCUUUGAAUUCUUUGCUCUGGAUGACUUUUACAAAACUUUUAAACAACCUGAGAAAUUUACUGGAAUUAUAUUUACGAGUCAGCGUGCUGUUGAAGCUACUGCAAUGUGUAUGCAACAAUAUGCAGAGGCAGGUUUUCAACAAGAACUUAUGCAGAAAUGGUCUGGAUUACCUGCUUACGUGGUAGGUUCCGCUACAAAGACAUCAGCUGAUAGCCUUGGAUUUACUUGCUAUGGAGAAGAUUGUGGGAAUGCUGAAGAGCUUGCUAAUGUAAUAUGUACAGAGGUGAAGCCGGCAUCUAAACCACUUUUAUUCCCUUGUGGAACAUUGAAACGAGAAACAAUACCUGUGACUCUAGAGUCAAAACAUAUAAAUUACUCUACUGUUGAAGUUUAUAGAACCAUUGCUGACCCAUGUCUAGAAAAUGCUAUUCAAGAUUACAAAAAUGAACAUGGGACACCUGAAUUUGUUGUUUUCUUCAGUCCGUCAGGUGUCAGAUUUGCCACUGCAGCUCUUCUCAAGGUGUACCAGUCUUCAAAGGGAACCAUAAAGCCCGGUAGUCGGCGCCUUCUGAAUGUAAUUCGAGGGGACGAUGGAGUGGAGCAGGCUGAAGAACUGUUGAUCUCACUGUCGGCAGCUGAGAUGUACAUGCAGUCUUAUGGAUACAUGCCGAAAUACAACGAAGAUAACGGCCUAUGGGAGUACAUUGACUGGGAUUCGCCUGCCAUGCGACCAUCGAAAGUGGAGAGCAUUUCGCCUUCAAUAUUAAAAACUAUUUUUAAGAAUACCGUAGCUCCCAACACUGUUCCCAUGAAAGAAUCAUUUGACGACACCCUCAACAGGAUAGAAAAACAUGAUUUUUCACUGCCUAAAGAAAACAAGUACUUCGAGCAAGGACUCAUAGAAUUUCAACGACGAAAUAACUUGAAAGUUACCGGUAAAUUAGACGAAAGAACUGCAACAAUGAUGCGGAAACCACGAUGUGGUGUUCCCGACAAUGAACAACUGAUAAUUUUAGGAAAACACAGCGACGACGGCGACGAGAAUACGACGGCGACGACGACGACGACACUGACGUCAGAAUUUGGAAGUGAUAACAGCACAUUAAACGGAACGUCGAUAUUCUCAACAUCGGUAAGCAACCGCACAUAUAUAGAAGAUGAUGAAUUUACGACCAAUUCCACUGAAUACAACAUCACUGAUGUAAACACGACGAUUGGAUAUAAUACAACAUUCACCAACGGCACUACCGCCGCCAACGUCAGUACAGUGUCGACGACGGCCACCACCACCACGGCGAACACCACGGAUACGACACCAACACCAGGUAGUAAUGACUCCCAUCAAAUGGACAUCCAGAAACCGAGCCGACGGAAGCGGUAUGUCAGACGGUUUCACUCAGCUGGACGUGAAAAACGAGGUACAUCGGACAGCAGCUCCAACAAUGAAGAUCGUCACACCAUUUCCCUCAUCAAUAAGCCCGUUCUUGUUUGGCGACUUGGUCAGGAUGAAGCCGGGUAUGAACCUACUAGAGGAUUGUCAUUCCAAGAACGCAGAGAAGUAAUCUAUACCGCUUUUCGCAUAUUUGACGAAGUUUUACCUAUAGACUUCAUAGAAAGCGUGUCUGGUCAAGGAGAUGUCAACGAUGUCGAUAUUCUAAUUACAUUCAACGGAGCCGGCAUUCCACACUCUACUUGCCAGGUGGUAUUCUACUUCUACGACAACGCCAUAUCGCAUUCCUGGACGCUUACCCAGGGCUCUACGGGAGAAAUACACUUCAACGGCGAGUUUACGUUUUUGAAAUUGGGACAAAUGGCUAAUAUGAACCAGUAUCAUCCAUUCGGCCCGAGAGGUCCAGUACACUUACUUAGCGUUGCCGUGCACGAGAUUGGUCAUGUACUUGGCUUACCACAUGUUGAUGAGUCCGAAAGAAUAUCUGUUAUGAACCAUGUCUAUCAUGGAUGGACCAUGUCAGACUCAAGUAGUGGGGAACUAUCUCGCGAAGAUAGGGACGCAAUUCAAGAUUUGUAUGGAGAAUGUCAAGUACAGAUUGACACGGCCUUCGACUUCAUUCAUAUUGGUAGUCGCGGACAGGUCGUCUUCACUACUUACCUCUUUCAAGACAGACACCAUUGGGUAUACUUUAACUCAGGCGAUCGUCCCAGUUAUGGAUACCCCAAACCCAAUUCUAACUCGGACUGGGCUGGCAUACUAGAUGACGUCAAUAACCUAGAUGCAGCCGUUCAACUAUUCAUAACUGGUACCACUAAUCAGACGUACUUCUUUCACGGUACGACAUAUACCAACUACACAGGCUCUACCGUAACCACGCGACGGAUAUCUGAUGGAUUUCCUUCCCUCCCGGGUUCUUCUCACAGUAUACCAAAUAAUGUUGAUGCCGCUUAUUUCGAUUUUUCUGACAAUGCGAUCUACUUUUUCAAGGCACAAAUGGUGUAUGCCUUCGAUGUCGCUAGAUGGGGAUGUUGUAAGCCUGCUCCGAAGACAGGUCGGAUCCUGAACGCCUAUCGGUAUUCGUUGCCACCUUCUAUCGACGUUGCAUAUCCCUCGCUAUCAUCGUCAAGUGUAUUUUUCGUCAAAGGAUUGGACGUCUUCGAAAGCACUUGGAAUCCGUUUCUAACUAGUAGCGGUAAUGUUCCCCACUCUGUCGUUCCUGUCGGCAAGUUCCAUAACAAUUGGCGAGAUGUAUGCAACGUGGGUGAACUCAGCAUGCAAGGUUCUGUCGUCUGA
Molecule: messenger RNA, 2854 nt
Organism: Saccoglossus kowalevskii
Lineage: Eukaryota; Metazoa; Hemichordata; Enteropneusta; Harrimaniidae
Product: uroporphyrinogen-III synthase-like
Biological process (GO): uroporphyrinogen III biosynthetic process
Cellular component (GO): cytosol
Molecular function (GO): uroporphyrinogen-III synthase activity
Source: RefSeq, a predicted model, not a curated record